Engraulis encrasicolus (European anchovy) is the source of this 990-nucleotide messenger RNA. It is a transcript of the gene mzt2b, whose product is annotated as mitotic spindle organizing protein 2B. Bases 181 to 648 code for a protein of 155 amino acids. Gene Ontology annotation, cellular component: centrosome; spindle. Lineage: Eukaryota; Metazoa; Chordata; Actinopteri; Clupeiformes; Engraulidae. The transcript has a single exon. The record is from RefSeq and is a predicted model, not a curated record.
UGAUGUCAUUCCAUGUCCUGUGUUUUUGCGGAAGGGUUUGCAGCUGUUGGUCGCUAGCUUCUACACCAAGUUCAUAAUUUCUGGAUAGGACCAAAAUACUUAAAAGUAGGUUUACUACACACUGCUUUUAACGUUGUCUUGUUUCAAAGUUGAUUGGUACGUGAAUAGCGUGAUUGGAGCAUGUCCUUCACAAUGCAUUCAGCAUCAGGACACUUGGCUCCAGAUUCUCCCGCUUUGGGUGUGACAGUGUCGGGGAAUGUACAGAAGUAUAGCAACAAAAAGAAGAAGAUUCUCACUGCAGAGGAGUGUGAACUUUUUGAGCUAACCCAGGCUUCGGGGAUUAUCUUAGACCAGGAGGUCUUCAAGAUCAUUUUGGACUUGUUGAAGAUGAAUGUUGCUCCACUGGCUGUCUUCCAGACGUUGAAGGCCAUGUGUGUGGGCCAACAGAUCACCGAGAACGCAACUGGAGAUGUCUCCACAGCUUCACAGGCUUCACAGCCUCACACUCACACAGAGCCACGAGUGCGUACGAAGGCUCACACGGAGAAAGCAGCUAGAGAUGUUGCCAGCCAAAGGGGACCACGCCAAUCUAGCAUCAGUCGGGGACUGAAGAAUACUACCAAAAGCCCUGGAAGUAACUCCUCUUAACACGUUGUGGCGAUAGAGGAGUCAUCCUCUGCGCCGUCCUCUGCGCUCCACCCAAAGAUUUUGGCUCCGCACAUCGUUUAACUGACGGAGUCAACAGUCUGCUAUCGCCCAGGCUAAUAGAGUAGUCCCCAGCGACUACAAUUUUCAUUUGACGUGACUCAACUGAAAAAACUGCUUCAUGACAAGUGAACAUUUGAAUCUGGACUGUGGAUUUAAUUUGGAUUGUGGUGCAUUCCCUUCGUGGUGCAUCUCUGCUUUUACAGUGCAUUUUGUAGUAGUGUUGUAUUCUGUAGCCUAUUAUAGGCCCUACUGAUAAUAAAAUAGUUUGAUAGUCUAAAAAUG